Messenger RNA from Paramecium octaurelia, 744 nucleotides. The record is from the annotation of a GenBank genome assembly. NCBI's taxonomy places the organism in Eukaryota, Ciliophora, Oligohymenophorea, Peniculida, Parameciidae.
UAUAUAUAUAAAUAUUAAAUUGAAUGAGUGCACCAAUAAAGAUCGUGAUGCUUGGAGAGGGUCAGUCAUAUUCAUUUAAUCUUUAGGCAGAGUAGGCAAGACUUGUUUGACUUUGAGAUAUUGCUAAGAUCAAUUUAAUGAGAAUUAAGAAUCAUCUGUCAAUGCCACUUACUUCGAUAAAGUUGUGGACUUGGGAGGUGGUAAGGACAUCAAAUUGGCCAUCUGGGUAUGUCAAUAUUUCAUUUCUAAAGGACACUGCUGGCCAAGAAAUAUUUCAUGCACUGACCACCGUAUAUUAUCGAGAUGCAUAUGGAGCUGUUCUUGUUUAUGAUGUCACUUACAAAGAGUCAUUUCUCAAAGUAGCUCAUUCAAAUCAACUCAUAGGUGGAAAAAUGGGUCGAAGAAUUAAGACAAUUUGGAACCAAGGAUAUUUCAAUCGUUGUCGCAGGGAAUAAAUGUGACAUGAAGAAUUAAAUGCAAAUUGAUAAGAACGAAGUGGAAGAGUAUUGCAAAAAGAUAGGAGCUAAGCAUUUCUUUACAUCAGCCAAAUCAGGGAUAGGCAUCACUGAAUUGUUUAGAGCUUUAGGCGAAAGUAUUAUUGUUCCGAUUACAUUAGGCAUCUCAAUCAAAGUUUAAGCUUAAGAAAGUAAAGGCAAGAAAAAGAAAGGUCUCUAAAUCAAAGAUGUUAAGGACACUAAGAAAACAAACUCAAAAAACGAUGGAUGUUGUUGAAUUACAAUACGG